AUGGAUUAAUUUUAAUUAUUGAAAUUGUUAUAGGGAUCGAUCGAUUAAUUAGAUUGUGUUCGAAAUGAAUCACUCUAACUGUUGGAUUAAACCUUUAGAAAUUUAGAUGACAUGAAUCCAUUGUUUAAUUUAAUUAUUGAAAAGAAUCAACUAGCAGAAAUUUAUUUCAAUUAUUGGCUAAUACAACAUAAUGACUCCUUAGACUUAAAUUAAUAUUCAUACUUAAGAGCCAUCAUCACUUAAAUUUAUAGCGAUAAAAACAAUAAAGGUAUUUAAAUUCGAAAAGCACUGCGAUUUAUAUUGCUAAAAUAACAAUAAGAUCUCGAAUUGAUUCAAUGGAUUAUAAACCAAAAGGAUAUUGAAUUAUUAUAUUACUUACUUAAAGAGUUAUUUAAGGAGGAGGGAGACUCUCAAAGAGUGCAAUAUUUGUGUCAACAAAGCUAAUCUAUGAUUAGUGAUAAUGCUUUAGAAAUCUCAUUAAAAUUAGUAGUUUUAACAUAAAAAAUAAUUAAAAAUGCAGCAAUUCUUGAAUUUGAAAAGUAUUUAGGGGAAUUGGAGAAAUAAAUCUAUAAUAACAAUUUCAGGGUUGUAUAUUUAAUAUAAAAAAUAAUAUUAAGUAAAUUAACUUAUAACAAAGAUUUUUCAUUAGAAUCUUUAAGCUAAUUGCUAUUUGUAUUAAAUAAAAUAUAUUUUACAAAUUAACAUUUAAAGUAAAUAUAAUUAGAGUUUGUUUCAGAAUAAUAAUUUAAAAAUGAUAUUUAAAAUUUGAAAGAUCUUCCGAAUUAACAAAAUAAAUUAGUAUUACAGGUUUUAAAGAUUCUAAAGCUGUUACUAUAGAAUCAUACUUAUGAUCCUCUGUUGGCCUUAGAGUAGAUAAAUUAAAAUGGAUUAGAAUUUGAAUUAGUUCUAUUUGAAGGAUAUUUUAGUAAUAUCCUCAAGUUUUUGAUUCAAUAUGCUUUGAUUUUAAGUCCGGCCCAAGUUUACGACAUCUAUUAUGAUUAAGAAGAGGCUUAUGCUGAAAAUAAUAAUUCGUCAUAUGAAAUCAGAGAUACAGCCAUUGACUUUUUGAUUGCCUCUCUUCAAAGUCAUAAGGCUGAUGAUGUGAUCUAAAUAAUGAAUGAUCAAUUUCAAUAAACUCCAGAACUGAAGACAUUUUAGAAUGUGAUAUAGAAGGAAGCCAUAUAUUAUUUAAUUAGAAAUGUGAUGCUUGAUAUGCAAUUUGAUAUGGAUUAAUAUAUAGUCCAAUUUUAAUAGGAAUUAUAAUCAACUGAUGCUCUGUUUGAUCCUUUAAAGAUUUAGAUUUUAUAAAUAUUCAUUAAGUAUUUAAAAUAUAAUGAGUAAAUCCCAGAGGACAUUUCAUAAAUUAUUAUAAACUUGAUAUUGACAUUACAAACUACAAAUAAAUGCAUAAUUCUAUUGCAGAUUGAGUGUUUAAAUUAACUUAUAGAAAUAAUAGAUUAGCCUAGCAAGUUUUGGCCUAACAUACAAUAAUUGUACAGCAACUUUUAAAAUCAAGAGAGUAAAAUAUGUAUAUUCAAUUUCUAUUCAUAAUUAACAAAGAAGGAUUAAUUUUCAGAUCACUCUUGGAUCAUAAAGUAAUUUUAUUAGGAGUGGCAAGGAAAUAAUUUGAAUAUUUAAGAGAAAAUUAUUGAAACUCUGAUAGAGAUAAUCUUUAGAAGUGAUAAAUUGGCAUAACAUAUUGAGGUGUGUAUAUUUAUAAUCUAACAAAUAUUCAGUUCAAAAUAAUAAAUUUUAAUUGAGAUGGGAACUGAGCUAUUGUUGAUGUUCUUAAGUUAAUGUUAGGUAUAGAAUAUACAGAUUUCAAACGAGUUUGCCAUUUUGGUCUAAAAUAUAUUGAAAUCUUAGUUGGUAUCAUAAAGUGAAUUUUGGAUUUAGAGUGUUCUUAUUCAGACAUUCCUAUUAUAUCUGAAGAGUUAUGAUGAUUAAUUAAUGCGUGAGACAUUACUUAUGCAAGUUCAAUAAUAUUCUGAAAUCAAAGAUGAACCUUAUGAACACAUAUUCAUUCCAUUAAAUAUUUACAUUUAAUUAAAUCAGAAAUCUCAUAAAGAAUUUGGAUUGAUGAUCCUGAAUUAUAUGAUGAGUCAGUCUUUAACUCCAAUCUUAUUGAUCAAAUUAGGGAAUUUUGUGUCUUUGAUUAAUGAUAUAGUGUUGGAAGAUCAAAUUAAUUCUUAAAUAUUAUAAGCUCAUCUUCUAUAGAAGGAAUUUCAAUUGGUUUACUUCCAAAAUUUUCAUGUCUUAUUGUAAAGAUCCAAUUCUCACUUUACAUAGCAUUGCUAAUAAAUUUUAGAGGAGUAAUCAGCAAAGCAUUUGGAAUCUAAUAAACAUUAUAUAAUUAGUGAGUUGAGACCUUUGCUUGGAAAUCGUAGAUUGAGAUUAAAUUGA
Molecule: messenger RNA, 2403 nt
Organism: Paramecium octaurelia
Lineage: Eukaryota; Ciliophora; Oligohymenophorea; Peniculida; Parameciidae
Source: the annotation of a GenBank genome assembly